AUGGUGGAUCUUGAAAGAAGAGUUUGUUGCAUGUGUGGUGAUGUUGGUUUCUUCGACAAGCUCUUUCAUUGCAGCAAGUACUGUAGUAGCUAUUACAAAGAGCAAGCUGAUCCAAUUAAGAUCUGCGAUUGGUGUCAGUGUGAAGCUAGGAAUCGAACCGGAGCAAAGCACGGUUUAAACGGUGGAUCGUCUAAGAGAUCUUACCGGUCGGAAUAUUCUUCAGCUCACCAGAUCAAACAACAAGAGGUUAACAAAAUUACUACAAGUAGUAGUAUCCCUCCAGUAACCGACAAGGGUAAAACUGGUGUGCCUUCUCCUAGACCGGCUACUCGCAGGUACAAGCUUCUCAAGGAUGUCAUGUAUAAGCUAUGGAGAUUCAUUAGUUACCAGAGGAGAAGCUUAUGUUCGCUUAAGGUCACUCCCGAAGAUCUCGAUAAUCAGGUUCUCGUUGAAGGAAGUGGUUGUUCUCGCACUGCGAUUCUCAAUAGACCACCUUCUCUUAAUGCGCUCACCACUCACAUGGGAGUUAGGUUGCAGAAACUUUAUAAGAAUUGGGAAGAAGAUCCAAAUAUCGGGUUUGUGAUGAUGAAGGGGAGUGGAAGGGCAUUUUGUGCUGGUGGCGAUAUUGUUUCUCUCUACCAUUUAAGAAAGAGAGGUAGUCCGGAUGCUGUUAGGGAGUUUUUCUGGAAUUUGUACAGUUUUAUAUACUUGCUAGGCACAUAUCUAAAGCCACAUGUGGCAAUUCUUAACGGUGUUACCAUGGGAGGCGGGACUGGAGUUUCGAUACCUGGGACAUUUCGUGUAGCUACUGAUAGAACUAUUUUUGCUACCCCUGAAACAAUCAUUGGUUUCCAUCCUGACGCUGGUGCUUCUUUUAAUCUCUCUCACUUACCCGGUCGCUUAGGGGAGUAUCUGGGUCUGACUGGGUUAAAGCUCAGUGGAGCAGAAAUGUUGGCAUGUGGCCUUGCAACACAUUAUAUUAGAAGUGAGGAGGUUCCUGUAAUGGAACAACAGCUCAAGAAGCUGCUCACUGAUGAUCCUUCUGUUGUUGAGUCAACCUUAGAAAAAUGUGCAGAAGUUGCCCAUCCAGAAAAGACUGGUGUUAUUCGCAGGUUCGAUUUACUUGAUAAGUGCUUUGGCCAUGACACAGUGGAAGAAAUUAUUGAUUCUUUGGAAACCGAGGCUAGUAGAAAAAAAGACAUAUGGUGCACUACUACUCUACGUAGACUUAAAGAAACCUCGCCAUUAUCUUUGAAGGUCGCAUUGAGAUCUAUCCGAGAAGGAAGGUUUCAAACACUUGACCAAUGCUUAAUCCGAGAGUAUAGAAUGUCGCUACAAGGAAUAAUCGGAAAAAGUUCAGGCAAUUUUUGCGAGGGAGUACGAGCUCGAUUGAUAGACAAGGACGAAGCACCAAAGUGGGAUCCACCAAGCUUGGAGAAAGUUUCAGAGGACAUGGUUGAUAAUUACUUCUCUGCUUUGACUCCAUCUGAGCCUGAUCUUGAUCUUCCCAUUAAACUCAGAGAAAGCAUUUAG
This is a messenger RNA of Arabis nemorensis, 1533 nucleotides long. Lineage: Eukaryota; Viridiplantae; Streptophyta; Magnoliopsida; Brassicales; Brassicaceae. The record is from the annotation of a GenBank genome assembly.